CAGUCAGGACCUGCUUAGGUGCCAGUGAGAUUCUCUCAGAAAGACUAAACAUAAAUCCCAGGCUGCCCCACAACACACUCUUGCUACUGUGUGCUGAGGCUAGUGCAGCUGCACGCUCUGACAGAUCCUUCCGCCUGAUGCUCAGGCUGCACCCUGAUUGGCUCCCACUCAAUACACAGAGGGCAACUGAGGUAUCAAGUUCCGUUUGAGUCAGAGCAGUCAGUGAUUCAUAGGGAGAUAGUUAUUGUGGUACAAUGUAAGAAUGGCUGCUGCCGCCACAAUGCUCUCCAUACAGGGGGACUGGGACCAGGUCCUGAGGGAGGCUGAGGGGGAAGUCUGGGUAUCGUGCAGGAUUCCUGGAAAGCCCACGAUACGCGGCAGCCUGACGUCAAAGGGAAUAAGUUCUGAUGAGGUUCCGGAAGUGACCGCCUCCGAGGAGUUUGUUGUGCAGGAAGUCACCAAGGUCAGCUACUUGGACAUCUCCAGCGGAGGGGACCUGGGAGUCUCCAGCAGCACAGAUCAGACCUUUAAGGUGUGGGAGACCCAUAAUACAGAAGUAAAGAGCGUGCUGGAAGGUCACACAAGGGACGUCUUUUCCUGCAAGUUCUUCCCUUCGGGGCAGGAGGUGCUGAGCGGCGGGUUGGAUUCGCUGGUGAAGGUCUGGUCCGUGAAUGAUGGAAGCUGCUUAGCGACGAUGAAAGGACACAGAGGAAGUAUCCUGGACAUAGCUGUUGUGGCCGAUGGACAGAAUGUCAUUUCCUCGGGGCAGGACGGCAUGGCUCGGUUAUGGGACUCUGCCCAAGGCGCCUGCAUAGCUGUGGUCGAUGACUCCUACUCUCCUAUCAACGCCAUCGCUGUGGCCGAGGUUGGAAACGCGGUCAAUCUGGGCUCUCCCAAGGAAACUCCUAGUAACAGGGAAGUAGGAACAGAAGGCAAGCUGGUGGUACUGGCCCGAGAGGAUAAGUCAUUGGAGGGAGUGAGCCUGCACAGCCGCCAAUCACGAUGGAAACAGGGGUUCUUCUGCGCCACCGGGAAACCGCCCCAAAAUCUCCGCCGUAAUCACUUCCCAGAAACAAACUGACGCCAAAUGUGGGAAAGAGAGCGGCAAACACUUCAGCCAAAGGCUGGGGCCCGACAACGAGAGGCAGUUUGUGUGCUCCUUCUGCGGGAAAUGCUUCAGAAGCUACUGCUACAUCAGUGCCCCGUAUGCAGCAAAUGCUUCUUGAAUAAAUCCGUCCUGAUCCGGCAUCACAAGAGCCACACGGGGCAGAGACCAUUCACCUGUAGCUACUGUGAGAAAUGCUUCUCCCACAGAGCCGGCCUGCUGGAGCAUCUCAGUCUGCACGCGGGGGAUAGACCCUACGUGUGCCCCGAGUGCGGCAAGUGCUUUAAGUACAGAGCGUCCCUCACGAGCCAUCGGAGGAUUCACCGAGGGAAGAGCAUCUGUGUGUGAGGGAACGGCGCUCCGGGUUCCAGACUGAAUCAAUCAAUUUGGAAUCAUUUAGUGUUUAGUGCCUUUAAAAGGAAGAAUUGCCUGUUAUAAGACGAUAACAUUCCCCAAAUGCAUCAAUCCAAUCAUAACAGACAUAAAGAUAUUAAUAUUCAUCACUCCUGCGAUUCCUUUGGAAAGGGUCAACUGCAAAAAUAGCUCUUCAAAAACACAAAGUCAAAAAAUACACGGCGGUUUAGGAAUUCCAGACUACAGGUCAUUUAACCCAGGGGUCCCCAACCUUUUUAGCGCCAGGGACCGGUACCGAGCCAAAAAUGUUUUCCACGGACCGGGGGGUGGGGGGUCUGCGCAAAAAUUUCAGGCGUGGGCGUGCACUUUAUUUGCACCUUUGGGCAUGCGUCACGUUCUCCGCGCCUUAUGCAUGCAUUUUGUCACGCCUUCUUGUGUGCCUUUCUGUGUGCAACGCGGGAACCACUGCGGCCCAUUGCCUAACCUAUCGGCUAUUGCAGGAUAUGUAUUGGGCAGGCAGUUGUGGAACUAAUGGAAAGUAUUGAUGUUGUCAUAAAACCGUCAGACAAGGGAGGAGGAAUGGUAGUAACAGAUACAGCUAAAUACAAUAAGCAUAAUAAUGUGUUUAUUCCAUGGGGCAGCCAUAUUUCCCAGGGUGCCACAGUUGGUAUAUGCCUGUGACCGUGUAAAAAAGAAAAGGAAAACCCCUAUCAGGGUUUAUUUUCCAUGUAGUCUUUGUAAAGUCUUUCAGUACAGCCAUAAAACUUCUACUACUGGAGAUCAUUUUACAAUUCAGGAAAUACGACUCGGUUACUGUAAUGUAGGUACUGGAGUGCCAUUGUGGCCUUUACUACGUAGGGAAAUCUAAUAGGAGUCUGAAAUAAUAGGAGAACAUUAUAUAUAUUAUUAAUAAG
Molecule: messenger RNA, 2373 nt
Organism: Xenopus tropicalis (tropical clawed frog)
Lineage: Eukaryota; Metazoa; Chordata; Amphibia; Anura; Pipidae
Product: proteasomal ATPase-associated factor 1-like
Exons: 8
Coding region: 263-1081 (272 amino acids)
Source: RefSeq, a predicted model, not a curated record